AUGGCUUCAAAUCCAGAGAAAACUCCUCCUCCUCCUUCAGAUGAGAAAAACAAUUCGAAUUCCAAGGAGGAGAGUAAGAGUACUAAACCGGAAUCGAGCUCAGGAGCUUCGCCUUCGCCUCCACCUUCAUUCGCUGAUGCCUUCGGUGCUUUCGAUUUCUCAAGCAUGGCCGGUAUUCUCAAUGAUCCAAGCAUCAAGGAACUUGCUGAGCAAAUAGCUAAAGACCCUGCGUUUAACCAGUUAGCUGAGCAGCUUCAGAGAUCUGUUCCAAAUGCAUCUCAUGAAGGUGGUCUCCCUAAUUUCGACCCAGAACAGUACUUGACCACAAUGAAUCAGGUUAUGGGGAACCCUGAGUUCAGGACUAUGGCCGAGCGACUUGGUAACGCCUUGGUACAGGAUCCACAAAUGUCUCCUUUUCUGGAGGCUUUUUCGAACCAGGAGGAUGGAGCAGCAUCAGAGCAGUUUGCUGAGCGUAUGGCUAAGUUGAAAGAAGAUCCAGAACUGCAACCUAUACUAGCUGAGAUAGACGCUGGUGGUCCUUCUGCUAUGAUGAAGUACUGGAAUGACAAAGAUGUGUUGAAAAAGCUGGGGGAAGCAAUGGGUGUAGCUGUUGGAGGAGAGCAGAAUGUUCCAGCUGAACCUGCAACUGAGGAGGCGGAGGAAGAAGAAGAGGAAGAGUCUAUUGUUCAUCAGACUGCUAGUCUUGGUGAUGUGGAGGGUCUGAAAGCUGCGUUGGCAUCUGGUGGUAACAAGGAUGAAGAAGACUCACAGGGAAGGACAGCACUGCAUUUUGCAUGUGGCUAUGGCGAGAUGAAGUGUGCACAAAUUCUUCUGGAUGCUGGAGCAAAUGUGAAUGCGAUUGACCAAAACAACAACACUCCAUUGCAUUAUGCCGCGGGUUAUGGAAGGAAAGAGUGUGUAAGCAUUCUCCUAGAGAAUGGCGCUGCAGUCACUCUGCAGAACAAUGAUAGGAAAACUCCAAUUGAUGUGGCCAAGCUUAACAACCAGUUCGAGGUGGUGAAGCUACUUGAGAAGGACGCUUUCCUCUGA
Molecule: messenger RNA, 1050 nt
Organism: Thlaspi arvense
Lineage: Eukaryota; Viridiplantae; Streptophyta; Magnoliopsida; Brassicales; Brassicaceae
Source: the annotation of a GenBank genome assembly